CCAUCCAUCCAUCCAUGCGCGCUCCCGACGCCCCGUUCACCAACCCUGCGUAAGGAGAGCAUCGCUUCACCAGGACGAAAUCUACGGCAAUUUUCACAUCUUCCAGGAACGACGUGUUUGCAGAGCGUCCUCAACACAAAUGCCCUCCGCUUUAAUGUUUAUUUAAAAGAUGGACAGUGAUGACGUCGAACUGUGAUUGGCUGAUACAUCUCUGAUCACCAUGGCGACCAGGCGUAAAGGGUCUACGUCUAAAGGCGCAGUUCGUUUCCCUGAUGAUGAUGCUCCACCCGGAUCUCCAACGAGACGUGACGACCAAUCAAAUCUCUGCUCCCUCAUCGCCACGAGAGAGAAGGACGGCAGCUACUUAGUCAAGGCUGGUUUCCUGAAGAGUCACCACGUGUAUGAGCUCAUCUUCACUGUCCCGGAUGUCCCUACUUUGGGCAAAGACCUUUCCUGCUCCAUCCCCUCCUCCCCCAUAAGAAGAGCUUCCUACCUGAAGGUCAACUGCGUCAGCUCCACAUUGGAAGGUGGAGUAAAAGUGACGUGUGAAUACAAGACUCACCAGGAGGGGGUGCUGCAGGAGGAGCUAGCGGUACUCACCAAAGGGAAGAGGGACAGCACCUUAAAGGUCAAACUACAGGCCAAGGUCAUAGACCCUCACCACGGGACGCCAAUGCUGCUGGAGGGAGUCAAGUGUCUAGGGCCUGUGAAGGACUGCCACUCAAAACACUGCAGCAAGAGAAUAUAACGACCAUCUGUACUGUAUCAGAUAUGCACUAUAUCAGUGCUUUUUCAUC
Messenger RNA from Periophthalmus magnuspinnatus, 797 nucleotides. Its product is annotated as UPF0687 protein C20orf27 homolog. The record is from RefSeq and is a predicted model, not a curated record. Bases 221 to 748 code for a protein of 175 amino acids. NCBI's taxonomy places the organism in Eukaryota, Metazoa, Chordata, Actinopteri, Gobiiformes, Gobiidae. The transcript has 6 exons.